GGACCAAGGUCUCAGGAUCCAAGUUUAAAAAGAAAUGGUGUGAAAGUUCCCGGUGAACAUCGAAGAAAGGAGAAUGGAAUUAAUAGUCCUAGGAUGGAUCUGACUCUUGCUGAACUUCAGGAAAUGGCAUCUCGCCAGCAGCAACAGAUUGAAGCCCAGCAACAAAUGCUGGCUACUAAGGAACAGCGUUUAAAGUUUUUAAAACAACAAGAUCAGCGUCAACAACAGCAAGCUUCUGAGCAGGAGAAGCUUCAAAGGCUAAAAGAAAUAGCUGAGAAUCAGGAAGCUAAGCUAAAAAAAGUGAGAGCACUUAAAGGCCACGUGGAACAGAAGCGGCUAAGCAAUGGGAAACUUGUGGAGGAAAUUGAACAGAUGAAUAGUUUGUUUCAGCAAAAACAGCGGGAGCUUGUUCUAGCUGUGUCAAAGGUAGAGGAACUUACAAGACAGCUAGAGAUGCUCAAGAAUGGCAGGAUCGAGGGCCACCACGACAACCAGUCUGCCGUGGCUGAACUUGAUCGCCUCUACAAGGAGCUGCAGUUAAGAAACAAACUGAAUCAAGAACAGAAUGCCAAGCUACAGCAACAGAGGGAGUGUUUGAAUAAGCGUAAUUCAGAAGUAGCAGUCAUGGAUAAGCGUGUUAAUGAGCUGAGGGACCGGCUGUGGAAAAAGAAGGCAGCGCUACAGCAGAAAGAAAAUUUACCAGGUUCGUCUGAUGGAAAUCUUCCCCAGCAAGCGGUGUCAGCCCCGAGCCGUGUGGCCGCAGUGGGUCCCUAUAUCCAGUCGUCUACUAUGCCACGGAUGCCCUCCAGGCCUGAGCUGCUGGUGAAGCCAGCCCUGCCAGAUGGUUCCUUGGUCAUGCAGGCUUCGGAGGGACCGAUGAAAAUACAGACACUGCCCAAUAUGAGAUCUGGGGCUGCUUCACAAACUAGAGGCCCUAAAAUUCAUCCAGUUGGCCCUGAUUGGAGUCCUUCAAAUGCAGAUCUUUUCCCGAGCCAAGGCUCUUCUUCUCUACCUUACAGCUCUGGGAAUGCUCUGGACCAAGUUGAUGAUGGGGAGGUUCCGCUGAGGGAGAAAGAAAAGAAGGUGCGUCCCUUUUCAAUGUUUGACACAGGAGAGCAGUCUGCUGCCCCACCCUCCUUCACCGCUCUGAGGAAAAACCAGAGCAGUGAAGACCUCUUGCGGGAUGCUCAGGCUGCAAAUAAAAAUGUUGCUAAAGUGCCACCUCCUGUUCCUACAAAACCAAAACAGAUUAAUUUGCCUUAUUUUGGACAAACUAAUCAAUCACCUUCAGACAUUAAGCCAGAUGGUGGUCCUCAACAGCUGUCAGCAGCUGUCGCAUCCAUAGGAGGUAAACCUAAACCCACAGGGCAGCAGCCGAGGGUGCUGCUGUCUUCCAGUGCGCCUUCUGGUGGCCAAGACCCAGCCCUUUCUGCAGGUUCUAAGCAGGAAAGUCCACCUGCUGCUGCUGUCCGGCCCUUUACUCCUCAGCCUUCCAAAGACACCCCACUCCCACCCUUCAGAAAACCUCAGACCGUGGCAGCAAGCUCAAUAUAUUCCAUGUACACGCAGCGUCAGGCUCCAGGAAGAAACCUCCAGCAGGCCGUGCAGAGCACGUUGACCAAGACACAUGCCCGAGGGCCACACUUUCUGAGCGUAUAUGGCAAGCCUGUGAUUGCUGCUGCCCAGAAUCAACAGCAGCAGCCAGAGAACAUUUAUUCCAACAGCCAGGACAAGCCUGGGAGUCCAGACCCUGAAGGAGAGCCUGCUUCUUCAGUUCAGGAGAACCACGAAAAUGAAAGAAUUCCUCGACCACUCAGCCCAACCAAAUUACUGCCUUUCUUAUCUAAUCCUUACCGAAACCAGAGUGAUGCUGACUUAGAAGCCCUGCGAAAGAAACUGUCUAAUGCACCAAGGCCACUAAAGAAACGUAGCUCUAUAACAGAGCCAGAGGGUCCUAAUGGGCCAAAUAUUCAGAAACUUUUGUAUCAGAGGACCACCAUAGCUGCCAUGGAGACCAUCUCUGUCCCAUCAUACCCAUCAAAGCCAACUGCAGUGACUGCUAGCUCAGAAAGCCAAGUAGAAAUCCAGAAUCCAUAUGUACACGUGGAGCCGGAGAAGGAGGUGGUCUCUCUGGUUCCGGAAUCAUCGUCUCCAGAGGAUGUGGGGAGCACUAGUACAGAGAACAAUGAUAUGCCAGCUCCUUCUCCAGGCCCUGAUUAUGUGCCUGAAGGAGUCCCAGACAGCAGCCCAAAGCUCCAGAGUAACACAGAAGAACCAAAUCCAGAGACGUCCCAUUUGCUCGAAGUGUACCUGGAGGAAUACCCCCCAUACCCACCUCCACCGUACCCAUCUGGGGAACCUGAAGGGCCGGGAGAAGACUCUGUGAGCAUGAGCCCACCUGAAAUCACCGGGCAGGUCUCUCUGCCUCCUGGCAAAAGAACAAACUUGCGUAAAACUGGUUCAGAGCGGAUUGCUCAUGGAAUGAGGGUGAAGUUCAACCCCCUUGCUUUACUUCUCGAUUCAUCUUUGGAGGGAGAAUUUGACCUUGUACAGAGAAUUAUUUAUGAGGUUGAUGACCCAAGCUUGCCCAAUGAUGAAGGAAUCACUGCUCUUCACAAUGCUGUGUGCGCAGGCCACACAGAAAUCGUGAAGUUCCUGGUACAGUUUGGUGUGAAUGUAAAUGCUGCUGAUAGUGAUGGAUGGCUCCAGACUGAGUUAUAUGUUCUGUGCUGUCUUACUGUCGUGAUUUUAGGGGUUCAGGAGAAAAUGGGCAUAAUGAAUAAAGGAGUCAUUUAUGCUCUUUGGGAUUAUGAACCUCAGAAUGAUGAUGAGCUGCCCAUGAAAGAAGGAGACUGCAUGACAAUCAUCCGCCGGGAAGACGAAGAUGAAAUUGAGUGGUGGUGGGCACGCCUUAGUGAUAAAGAGGGAUAUGUUCCACGCAACCUGCUGGGACUGUACCCAAGAAUUAAACCAAGACAAAGGAGCUUGGCCUGAAACUCUACAGAAUUUUAGUUAAUGAAGAAUUAAUCUCUGUUAUUACUAAGAAGUAAUAUGAUUGUUUUUGGAAAAAAUUUCACAAGACUUAUUUUAAUGACAAUGUAGCUUGAAAGCAAUGAAGAAUGUGCUCUGGAAGAAAAUGAAGGAUUGAUGAAUUUACUAUUAGUAGAGGACACUGAGCACAAUGAAAUGGAUCUUAGAAGUAAGCAGACCAUACUGUGUUGGAGCAAGGGUAGCAUGUAGCACUCAGAAAGAUAUAUGGCGACAGUCCUGUUUUCUGCAAGAAAUAGGACCAUUUAUUGGGUUGUUGGGAAAUCAGCUUCAUGUCCUGCUUAGUGGGCAUUUUCAGCACCUGCUCCAGUCCUCCUGCCAGAAAGGACCAGUGCCAUCAUCGUGCCACCUCUGACUAUCCCCCAGCACCAGCAGGCCCUCAGGGGCCUUAUGGGAAGGCUGGAAGGCACCGUACUCUUGUAUAUUGUCAGUGAAGAACUGUUGGUUGGUUGUCAGUAAGCAAUAACUUCAUUAUAUGAAUUCUUGUAGCAUCUUAAGAAUUACACAUAUAUUUGAAAUAUUGAAACUUAAGCUACACUACAGUUAAUUAGAUUUAGAAUCUUGUUUUUAGUCUGAAUUUGAAUCUAUAUUUAUUGUCUUUUUGUAUCUUGGAAAUUAAAGACUUGCUAUAGACUUACCUGUAAUAUUUGUCAAGAUCAUAGUGGACUUUAAAGACAAUUGUAGUAAAAUUAAACUUUUUGACUCUAA
Molecule: messenger RNA, 3756 nt
Organism: Galeopterus variegatus (Sunda flying lemur)
Lineage: Eukaryota; Metazoa; Chordata; Mammalia; Dermoptera; Cynocephalidae
Gene: TP53BP2
Product: tumor protein p53 binding protein 2
Exons: 15
Coding region: 94-2994 (966 amino acids)
Biological process (GO): regulation of apoptotic process
Cellular component (GO): nucleus
Molecular function (GO): p53 binding
Source: RefSeq, a predicted model, not a curated record